CGCCUGCUGGGUUCUGCUGGGAAUCCCUUUGCACACCCAGCCCCCCGAUCCCCCCGGCCCUUGGUGACGGACCAGCACACCCGUAACAGAGUGCUGAGGAGGGGGUUCAGUGCUGCACGCGUGCCGCAGGAUUUGGAUGCUGUUGUCAUUGGCAGUGGCAUUGGGGGGCUGGCAGCUGCGUGCAUCCUGGCCAAGGUGGGCAAACGUGUGCUGGUGCUGGAGCAGCACGACCAGGCCGGGGGCUGCUGCCACACCUUCCAGGAGCGGGGCAAUGAGUUUGACGUGGGCAUCCACUACGUGGGGCAGAUGCACGAGGGCAGCAUGCUGCGUGUGCUGCUGGACCAGCUGACAGACGGGCAGCUGUGCUGGCAGCGCCUGCCUGACCCCUAUGAUGAGGUGACCCUGGGCCCGCGCUGCUAUCAGCUCCGUGCCGGCAAAGCUGCCUUCGUUGCUGCGUUGGAGGAGCAGUUCCCUGAGGAGAAGGCGGCGAUCCGGGAGUUCAUGAGGCUGUCCAAGGUGGGGCUGUGCUGGGGGAGUGUGGGGGGGUGA
Messenger RNA from Lagopus leucura (white-tailed ptarmigan), 549 nucleotides. RefSeq names its product all-trans-retinol 13,14-reductase-like. The record is from RefSeq and is a predicted model, not a curated record. NCBI's taxonomy places the organism in Eukaryota, Metazoa, Chordata, Aves, Galliformes, Phasianidae. The annotation marks the transcript as partial. The transcript has 3 exons.